Molecule: messenger RNA, 1695 nt
Organism: Talaromyces amestolkiae
Lineage: Eukaryota; Fungi; Ascomycota; Eurotiomycetes; Eurotiales; Trichocomaceae
Exons: 5
Coding region: 1-1695 (564 amino acids)
Biological process (GO): transmembrane transport
Molecular function (GO): transmembrane transporter activity
Source: RefSeq, a predicted model, not a curated record
AUGAGUUCCUCAGAGAGUAUAGGGGAAGUGGUCCAAAGCGACCCAACUGAUUCUAGUAAGGAGCAGUCCCCUGCUACGUCUAUCAAAGAAUCUCCGAGCCAGCGGCCUGUACGUGGCUUCCAAUGGUUCUUAGUCUGCGCGUCUCUCUAUAUUGGAGCUCUCAUCUACGGUCUUGAUACCACCAUUGCUGCAGACAUUCAAGCGGCUAUUGUGGAACAAUUCGAUGAUUUUGAACGUCUCACUUGGGUCGGUACGGCAUUUCCUCUUGGAUCAGUCUGCGCUAUUCUACCCAUUUCCGCCUUGUUCAACAACUUCAACCUCAAGCCUCUUUUCAUCGGAAGUAUAUUGCUUUUCGAAAUUGGUUCUGCAGUCUGCGGUGCUGCACCAAGCAUGGAUGCACUGAUUGUGGGCAGAGCAAUUGCUGGUGUAGGCGGCGCUGGCAUCUUUCUUGGUAUUCUCAACUAUUUCUCCCUCUGCACUUCCGAAAAAGAACGUGGUCGCUAUAUCUCAGGAACUGGUGUGGUCUGGGGAACGGGUGCUGUCCUGGGCCCCGUCGUAGGAGGCGCAUUCUCUACGUCCUCUGCGACAUGGAGAUGGGCAUUCUAUAUCAAUCUUGUCGUUGCGGCCGUAUGUGCACCAGCGUACAUCUUCUAUCUCCCUCCAGUAAAGCCACCCGGCGCAUCAAACACCUCUGUUUUCUCAAGGCUCAAAGCUCUGGACUGGGUGGGCUUUAUUGGAGGCACUGGAGCAUUGGUAUCAUUCGUGAUGGCUUUGACUUUUGCAGGCUCGAUUUGGGCCUGGAAUGACGGCCGUACAAUUUCGACUUUUGUAGUCGCUGGUGUGCUUCUCAUCUUCGUGCUUCUCCAGCAAUACUUUGUUAUAUUUACCACCCGCCCAGCCCGCAUGUUUCCACCACGCGAUAUACUCGGAAACAAAGAACUCAUACUAUUGAACAUUGUUACUGCGGCGGGCGCGACUAACAUCUACGUGCCGGUUUACUACAUUCCUGUCUAUUGCUCCUUCGUGCAUGGAGACAGUGCCCUCAUGGCUGCUGUCCGCUUACUUCCAUAUAUUUGCUUCCUUGCAUCUAUGAAUAUGUUUUCAGGUGCCCUCCUUCCACGUAUCAGCUAUUACUGGGCAUUGUACUUAUUUGGCGGUAUCCUCAUGUUGACCGGCAGCGCCGCUAUGUACACUAUCAACAUUGAUACCGACAUGUCAAAUGUCUACGGAUACAGCGUUCUUCUUGGAGCUGGCACCGGCUUGAUAUUCCAGGCUGGUUACACCGUGGGUGGCGUCAAGACCAUGAUGAGAACUGGCUCGGGUGCAGAUGUGCAGCGUGUCAUUUCGAUGCUCAACCUGUCCCAACUUGGCUUUCAGAUGGGUAGCUUGCUCAUCGGUGGUCAGAUAUUUCAGAGUUUGGCGAUGAAAAAUCUUACUCGCGUCCUGAAUGGUCAAGGCUUCUCUCAAGAACAAAUCAGGGGCGCGGUUGCAGGCACUGCGAGCACCCUUUUUGGCUUGCUGAGCCCUGACUUGAAGCAAGCAGCUAUCUCAGCUAUUGUUGAUGCUAUUAGCAAAGUUUACAUUAUCAGUGUUGCGGCCGGCGCGAUCACGAUUGUUUGUGCAGUGGUUAUGAAAAAGGAGAGGCUCUUCCCCAAGGAGGCAGCACCCAACAUGGUCCUUGCAGGCGGAGUUUGA